This is a messenger RNA of Cottoperca gobio, 2355 nucleotides long. RefSeq names its product protein regulator of cytokinesis 1-like. Gene Ontology annotation, molecular function: microtubule binding. NCBI's taxonomy places the organism in Eukaryota, Metazoa, Chordata, Actinopteri, Perciformes, Bovichtidae. The record is from RefSeq and is a predicted model, not a curated record. The coding region runs from base 148 to 1938 and encodes 596 amino acids. Gene Ontology annotation, biological process: mitotic spindle midzone assembly; microtubule cytoskeleton organization. Gene Ontology annotation, cellular component: cytoplasm; spindle; mitotic spindle midzone. The transcript has 14 exons.
CAAUCAGAGCCCAGGCGUUGUUUCGGUACAGAAUUCAAACUCGUCGACUCGACAAACAAACGUCAACCGUAGUGACAACCAAGUCCGGACCGCGUUUGCGUUGAGGAACAUUGUUUUUAAUAGAUUUUAGAAGUCUGCUGUGGGACCAUGAGAGUGAGUGAAAUCCACGCAGCAGAGUCUGUUGCUUACCUCAACAGAGCAUUGGUCAGGUUGCAGGGUAUCUGGGAUGAAAUCGGGAUUCCAGAGGAACAGCGCGUACAGAGAACCAAUGAUGUUCACAAGCACAUAAAAGGGCUGCUGGACCUAAUGAUUGUAGAAGAAGAUGAGCUCAAGAAAAGAUUAAUGAAAGACAUAAAGUCAUUCCUUGAGGAACUUAAUACUUUGUGCAGUGAACUUCAGCUGCCCCUCUUUGAGGAGGAAGAUGGCUGCACCAUAUUGCAGGUGGAGAAGAAUAGCCGUACACGUCUAGAGUUGAUGAAGGAGCACAAGAAGCAAAGAAUGGAUGAGCUUAAAGGCCUCAUGGGCAAAGACCGUGAGCUGUGCGACAUUAUGUGCACUACCCCAUUUUGCAUUAACCAAGACUCCAUCCCAUCACUGAAGCAACUUGAAGCAUAUCGUGCAUAUCUGGAGGAUCUGACCAAAGAGAAGGAAUGUCGCCAUGAUGAAUUUGUGAGCCUCAAAAAGGAGAUCAUCGUAUGCAUGGAUGAUCUGGAGCGGCAUCCAGAGACCAGUUUUGAGAUGGAUGUGAUGUGUGAGGAUGGGGAGGCAUUUUGUCUGUCAAAUGACAACAUUUCUGCUCUUAAACUACUCCUCAGUCAGUUACAAGAGAGCAGGGCUGAGAAUGAGCUCCGUUGUUCAGUUUUCCGCAUAACGAUCCAGGAGUUGUGGGAAAGACUUCAGAUUCCCCAAGAGGAGAGGGAACCCAUCUCUGAUCAUAUGGUCCUGUCAAAGAAGAGAAAUGUUGAGGCACUCCAGGCUGAGGUCCAGCGUCUAGAGGUGAUGAAAAUGCAGAGCAUGAAAACUUUUAUUGAGGCCAUCAGAGCUGAGAUUGCCAUUUUCUGGGAGAGAUGCUUCUACAGCCAAGAACAGCAGCAAGCUUUCUUUUCAUAUCAUGAUGAUGAUUUCACUGAAGACCUUCUCAACCUGCACGAGGCAGAGGUCAGGACCCUGAAGAAGUGUUUCGAAGACCACAGAGAACUCUUUGAGGGAGUCACAAAAUGGCAGGAGAAUUGGACCUUGUAUUUGGAACUUGACAAAAAGGCCAAUGACCCUUCAAGAUUCAACAACCGCGGCGGAAACCUUCUAAAGGAAGAGAAGCAGAGAGCUGACCUGCAGAAAAGUUUGCCUAAGCUGGAAAAGAGUCUUAAAGCCCAAAUUGAUGUUUGGGAGCAGGAACAUGACAAAGAAUUCCUGGUCAAUGGACAGAAAUUUCUUGAGUACGUGCAGGAGGAGUGGGAUCAACACCACGCUGAGAAGGAGAAGGAGAAACUAGAAAGGCAAAUGAAGAAAACUAAACAGACACAGGAGGACAUGUUCUAUGGAACUGCAAUGAGAACACCAUCCAAACGGCGGUUAGCCGGGACGCUCACGCCUGGCAAAGUGAGAAAGCUCAAUGGCACCUCGACCAUCUCCACUCCUAACAGCUUCCUUAGUUCAGGCCUCGGAGGAACCAUGUGCCAGUCCUCCAUCUCGAAACCACCUCUGUCUGCCAGCAAGGGUCUUGGCCUUCGAAUCCCUGGACAUGGAAAGACUCCCCGUGCAUUAGACCGAAACAAGGAAAACUUCUCCCAUCUUAGAAACACUCCAGGUGGCACACAAAGGUCUCAGGAUACUCCAGAUCACACCAUCCUUGCUGGCUCCUAUUCGGAAUUUGCGAGAGACCUCUCGAAGGCUUCUAAAUCGAGCGUGAAGCUGAACUCCACUGCUAGCCUUCAAUGAUGGGUCAAAGGAGCCGCUCCGGCACCGGACGACACCCAGUCCCACGGUAGUUUGGUGUCAUUUUAUUAUAGUGGACAAGAGGGAGAGUUUAAUGUAAACUUCCUACAAAAAAUGUAAAUAUUUCAAUCUGUGUGAACAUUUCGAGUCACCGUCACUUUUCUCUACCGUGUGUAUUUUUGUGGCAUGUUAAUGAUCGUUGUACCAAAUCUGUUGGGGCUUUUUAUCUGACGUUUUUAUUUUGGGGGUAAAGCCUUAUAAAUGAAAUGCUGUUAACCAUAUCUAGAGCACUUCUUCGUUUUAGUACUGUAGUAGCUAGCCAACGAACCAUGAUUUUAUUUCUCCAGCUCGGAUGAAAGCUAAAUUUCCUUUUCAGUGCUUUUUUUAAGAAUCCUGUAAAUAAACCUUUACGAUACCUAA